Molecule: messenger RNA, 648 nt
Organism: Rhagoletis zephyria (snowberry fruit fly)
Lineage: Eukaryota; Metazoa; Arthropoda; Insecta; Diptera; Tephritidae
Source: RefSeq, a predicted model, not a curated record
AUGGCCGACCAGGAGGAGGAGGGCGAGGACUUGAGCAAACCACUGGAGCUGGUGGCUGGAAGCAAGACUACGCAGCACAACUCCACCUCCAGCCUGCAUACUUGCAAAAAACUACACAACGGAGCAAGUGAAGUGAACGGAAAGAGCGCAGACAACAGCUGCAAAACAACAACUUCAGAAAAGGAAAAGGAACACAAUGCCAAGGAAAGCACCACCGAUCUGAGCAAAAGCGCCAGUGGAGAAAAAAAGUCCUCAGAUUCCAAAAGCUCAGAGAAAAGUGAAACGACCAAGGAGGGCAAAAAGAAGUUUGAAAAGCCGCCAUUCAGCUACAAUGCCCUCAUCAUGAUGGCCAUUCGCCAGAGCAAGGAGAAACGACUGACACUGAAUGGAAUCUACGAGUUCAUCAUGAAAAACUUCCCCUACUACCGUGAGAACAAGCAAGGCUGGCAGAACUCCAUUCGCCACAACCUCAGUCUGAACAAGUGCUUCGUGAAGGUGCCCCGACACUACGACGACCCCGGCAAGGGCAACUACUGGAUGCUGGACCCAUCCUCAGAUGACGUCUUCAUCGGCGGGUCGACGGGCAAGCUGCGUCGGCGGAACACCUCCACCUCGCGAAACCGACUGGCAGCCGCAUUUCGCCGAUCA